AUGUAUGCAGUACCAGAGAAUGUCACUACUGUGAAGACAUUUGUCCUGUCAGGCUUGACCACUAGCCACAGCACCGAACUGGCGCUCUUCGUUUUCUUCACAGCUAUCUACUGCCUGAUCCUAGUUGGCAAUGUCCUCAUCGUCAUCACCAUCAUCUACGACCAACAUCUUCACACGCCCAUGUAUUUCUUCCUCAGCAACCUCUCCUUCAUCGACGUCUGCCAUUCGUCCGUGGUCAUGCCCAAAAUGCUCGCCGACUUCCUAGCGGAGACGAAGACCAUCUCCUUUGGGGAAUGCAUAGCCCAGAUGUUCUUCCUCCACCUCUUUGCUUGCACGGAGAUCUUCCUCCUCACCAUCAUGGCCUACGACCGCUAUGCCGCCAUAUGCAAUCCCCUCCAUUACAGCACCAUCAUGAGCCGCCGGGUGUGCCUCCAGUUGGCUGUGGCCAUGUGGCUCGGCGGUUUGCUGCACUCCAUAGCCCUGACAUUGUUGACGCUCAAUGUGCCCUACUGCGGCCCCAACAGCAUCGACAACUUCUUCUGCGACGUCCCUUUGGUCAUCAAACUGGCCUGUGCCAACACUUACGUCUUCGAAAUCCUCAUUGUCUCCAACUCGGGGGUGAUCUCGGUGGUCUGCUUUGUUGUUCUGGUGGUCUCCUACGUGGUCAUCCUCGUUUCCUUGAGGAACCGCUUCUCUGAAGGGCGGCGGAAGGCUCUGUCGACUUGCGCUGCUCACCUAACGGUGGUCACCUUCUUCCUGGGCCACUGCAUCUUCAUCUACCUCAGACCGGCCAAGAGUUUGGCUGCGGACAAGGUGGUUUCUAUCUUCUUCACGGCGGUCACACCCCUGCUCAACCCGGUCAUCUACACCCUGCGGAAUGAGGACAUGCUGAAUGCCCUGAACAAGCUGCGAGGCCGACAGGUCAAUCUGGAAGGCAAAGGGCAUUAG
Molecule: messenger RNA, 948 nt
Organism: Zootoca vivipara (common lizard)
Lineage: Eukaryota; Metazoa; Chordata; Lepidosauria; Squamata; Lacertidae
Product: olfactory receptor 4E1-like
Biological process (GO): G protein-coupled receptor signaling pathway
Cellular component (GO): membrane
Molecular function (GO): olfactory receptor activity; G protein-coupled receptor activity
Source: RefSeq, a predicted model, not a curated record